GAGAAUAUGACUUCCAGUCGAGUAGGAAGCACUGAAGAAUGGCGAAUCCUUCAUCUUCAUUGACAUGCACGAAAAUAACGUUGUUGGCAGUGUUAGCAGUUGUAAUACAAAUCAUCGGUCUCUCUCUCUUCGUUUUGGGCUUCUUUCCCGUCAAGCCUACACUUUCCGGCGUCAGCGGGUUGGAGAGUUUUUAUCCCCCGGGUUCGAAUUCAUUCGAAGGUCAAAAUGCAACCAUUUUGUCAGCUGAUCAGCUCAAAUCCUUAUAUCAGGAGUUGUCUGGGGUGCCUCCUUUAUUUGACCGUUUGAUACUGAUGGUAAUUGACGGUCUUCCUGCGGAAUUUGUGCUUGGAAAAGAUGGGCAUUCUCCUCCUGAAGCUUUUAAGGAGGCUAUGCCAUAUACUCAGUCAUUAUUGAAUCAAGGAAGAGCAGUUGGCUACCAUGCGAAGGCUGCACCUCCAACUGUCACUAUGCCUCGCUUGAAGGCCAUGGUUUCUGGUGCAAUUGGGGGUUUUUUGGAUGUUGCCUUCAAUUUCAACACACAAGCCCUCUUGGAUGAUAACAUUAUUGUUCAAUUUCUUAGAGUUGGUUGGAAGAUGGUGAUGCACGGUGAUGAAACAUGGCUUAAGUUAUUUCCUGGAAUGUUUGCGAGACAUGAUGGAGUUAGCAGUUUCUUUGUUAAGGAUACUGUCCAAGUAGAUCAUAAUGUGUCGCGACAUUUGGGUUUUGAACUAAAGCAGACUGAUUGGAGUCUUCUGAUUCUACAUUAUCUUGGCUUGGACCAUGUUGGACAUAUUGGUGGGCGCAAGAGUGUGCUGAUGGCCCCCAAACUGAGAGAGAUGGAUGAAACAAUUAAAAUGAUUGAUCAAGGAAUUGUACAAACUCAAGAGAAUGAUGGAGGACGGACACUCUUGCUGGUGGUUAGUGACCAUGGAAUGACUGAAAGUGGUAAUCAUGGAGGAUCAUCAUAUGAAGAAACUGACUCUUUGGCACUUUUUAUUGGUCCAAGAAAUUUUGGUGGUUUCAAAGUGACCCAUAACAAAGUUAACCAGGUCGAUAUUGCUUCAUCUUUAGCUCUUCUUUUUGGUGUUCCCAUUCCCAAAAAUAAUGUUGGCAUGCUGAUGGGAGAAGUUUUAAAACAUUUGACAGGUGUUACAAAUGACCAACAUCUUAGAUUAUUGGAAUUGAAUUCCUGGCAAUUACUGAGGUUGCUUCAUGCACAAUUGCCUGAUUUAGUAUGUGAAAAGUUUUCAUGCAAUGCCUCCAGGGAUGACGAUUCUGUGACAAGUGAUCUAGAAGAAAUGUUUUGUUGCUUGUAUCUGGAGGCUGCAUCUCUUCAUGAAUCCUGGAAAUCUCGAAGAGGCUCCAUGUCUAUGGAUGCAGAAAACUCUAGCGUAAUCAUUGCAGCAUAUCAUAACUUUUUAAGAGCAGCAAGUGAGUGGCUAUCUCGCAGAGCAACUGAUAAACCUGUAGGUCUUCUUGCGUCUGGAGUUGCAGCUAUGCUCCUGUCAUGUGUGAUGUUCUUGGGUCUUCUGUUCUUUCUAUGCCAAGAAUUCUUUGUUGGGGAGAAAAGAUCUCUGCGUCAUGUUAAUACUAGCUUGAACUCCUGGUUUUUGGAUGAGAUGCUUAUUUUGUUUAUUAUCAUAAUGCUUGUUAUUAGCAUGGGAUCAAGUUCAAUGAUAGAGGAAGAGCAAUAUAUAUGGUAUUUUUUUACCACCUCAUUUUAUUUGGUGGUACUCCGAAAAAUAAUGCAGUCUGUUACAUCACGAACUGUACAAAAUACAAAUAAUACGACUGAGAGUUAUAAGAGAAGAUAUAUUCAGAUUUCCUUGAUUAUUGUAGUUCUAAUUUCUGGAAGAAUUUUGAGGGGGUGGCAUCAAGGUGGUGUUAAUUGGGCUCAUCUUCCUGACAUUGCAAAAUGGCUUGAGCAGGCAGGAAGCACCUAUAUAAAGCUGUUGCAGAUGGUGUCUGUUGUCCUUGUAAUCAGCAUAAACUUAGUUUCAUUACUGUGGGUAAAAUGGUCAAAAAGAAAAUACGCCAUGGCGGUUUCAUUGAUAUACUCAUUCCCUGGACUGUUGGUUUUGCUGUAUGUUACUAAAUAUCAAGAUCUGACCUUUACGGUGUCCAGUUUUGAAGCUACUUUAAUGGCCCAGAUAAUAUAUGCAGUUCUGAUUAUUUCUGCAGUUGGGACUACUGUUUUUGUUCCAUGGCUUAUGCCCCUCAAAAAUCAUAUCUCCUUGUCCAGUACCUUCCAAAAUUCUUUAUCUAUGGUGGUUAGAGAUUCGAGCUACAUGAUUGGCUAUAUUUAUAUAUACUGUUGGUGUCUUCUACAGCUUCUGCUUCAGCAGCCUAUCAACUCAGUAGCCUUUUUAUUGCUUUUCAUGCAAAUUUUUGCUAGCAUUUGGCUCUUCUCCAAUUCCGACCAUCUUUUUAGACAAUGGGUUGAGGUUGCUGCACUCUAUUUUGUGGGAAUGGCGGGUCACUUUGGUCUUGGUAACACCAACACUCUCGCCACCAUUGAUGUUGCUGGGGCUUUUAUAGGCGUCUUGAAUCAUUCCACGCUGCUUUCUGGUAUCUUAAUGUUUAUCAUAACAUAUGCUUCCCCGAUUUUAUCUGUGCUUAGUAUGGUGGUGUACAUUGCUAUGAAGGAAACGAUGGGGAUAAAAAAUUCACAGGAGGAAUGUGAUUUUGGACAUUUGCUUAAGACGCUAAUUGGUUUUCCUUGUCUCGUCCCUUUGGGCUUAAAUUCCAUUCUUUUGAUCGCUUAUACAAUAGUAUUGCUGCUAAUGAGGAAUCAUUUGUUUGUCUGGAGUGUCUUUUCCCCAAAGUACUUGUAUGUCUGUGCUACUACGGCCUGCGUGUGUUUUGGUGUAACUAUUGUGGCCUCGACUAUAAUAUAUGUAUCGUCGGUCCUUGCAUUACGCGUGAAGAUGCACGGGUCUUGCAAACCCGAUUAAAAAAGGAUGUAGUGCCAACUGACUCCAAUGUUUCAAGAUGAGCAUGCUUUGCAACUGUUCAUCUUUCUAAAAUUCUGGCAGGUAAAGAGAAAAAAAAAAGAUCACUCUUGUACUACUUAGCUUAUCACUUCUUUCCACUCAGCACCCUUUUUCAUGGUUCUGAGGCUUUUUGGGAUUAUUAGAUUACUUGCAAGCUAGCUGUGUUCUGAGUUCUACUUUCCAGUUUCCAUACACAUAUAGGGGUUUUUGUGAAACCCAUUUUGUAUGUUAAUAUCUUUUUAUUGACCUUCUAAUGCAAUGUGCAAGUAUUUGUUACAAUUGCACAUUCGAAUAGCAGUUGCCGGUUUUCUUGUAAAUCUAAGUAUUUGUUAC
This is a messenger RNA of Ipomoea nil (Japanese morning glory), 3326 nucleotides long. Its product is annotated as GPI ethanolamine phosphate transferase 2. Gene Ontology annotation, cellular component: endoplasmic reticulum membrane. NCBI's taxonomy places the organism in Eukaryota, Viridiplantae, Streptophyta, Magnoliopsida, Solanales, Convolvulaceae. Gene Ontology annotation, biological process: GPI anchor biosynthetic process. The record is from RefSeq and is a predicted model, not a curated record. The transcript has 18 exons. Bases 39 to 2954 code for a protein of 971 amino acids.